AUGCCCAAGCCAAAGAACAAAGGAUCCAAGUCCGGCAAAUUGGAAGCUGCAGAACCGCCACCAGCUCCUCCAUCAUGGCCAGCUUUCAAACCUCCACUGCCAAUAGUUGACCUUUCCCCCGUACCACACCCAUUGACAUCAAACGUGGUUCUUAUACCUUCAUUCUUUCCACGGUCUCUUUGUCGAGAUUAUGUUUCCUUCCUCGAGACUUUACCUCUGCAAACAACGCCUGGUCGUCCCAAGCGGGGCGACGCAGUCCGGGUUAACGAUCGCUUUCAGGUUGAUAGCCAGGACUUUGCUACUCGGUUAUGGGAGCAGACGGGCUUGAAAGAGGUUUUGUUGGAUAGUGAUCAUGAGCAAUGGGGUGGUGAACCCGUUGGUCUAUCUUACAAUAUUCGGAUAUAUCGUUAUUCAAAGGGCCAGUUCUUUGACUGUCAUUACGACGACUCCAACAACUUGACUCUGCCAUUAGAUCCUCCAGUGCCAGUGAAAACUACCUGGACCCUUCUACUCUACCUAACAUCCUCCUCCGAGGGCUGCGUUGGAGGCGAGACAGUCUUCUACCCAAGAGACCGUAGAUCUGCUCGAGAAGAGAUCGUGGUUCCUCUUGAGACCGGCAUGCUUCUUUUGCACAAGCAUGGUGAUGACUGCCUUCUUCACGAAGGACGAGAGGUGACCGAUGGCGAGAAAUGGGUUCUCCGCACGGAUCUUUGCAUCAGACGAUGA
Molecule: messenger RNA, 726 nt
Organism: Fusarium sp. VM40
Lineage: Eukaryota; Fungi; Ascomycota; Sordariomycetes; Hypocreales; Nectriaceae
Source: the annotation of a GenBank genome assembly